Molecule: messenger RNA, 978 nt
Organism: Vigna umbellata (rice bean)
Lineage: Eukaryota; Viridiplantae; Streptophyta; Magnoliopsida; Fabales; Fabaceae
Source: RefSeq, a predicted model, not a curated record
UUCUGUCCCUGAAUUUGACAGACCUGAUUUUUGUACCAUACAAAGAGUUGUAAAUAGGUUCCUAACAUGAUUAUUUGAAUGCACAUUCAGGUUUCAAAAAGCCAAAUUGGGAGAAAGAGAAAGCAGCCUAGAUCAUCGUCAGGUCCUGCUAAUAGUACAGGCACAGCAAAUACGACAGGUCCGUCGCCAAGUUCAGCACCCUCAACUCCCUCAACUCAUACGCCUGGAGAUGUGAUAUCGAUGCCUGCCUUGCCCAAUAGUGGUAGUUCUUCAAAGCCUCUAAUGAUGUUUGGAACUGAUGGUACUGGAGCCCUUACAUCACCUUCUAACCAGUUGUGGGAUGAUAAAGAUCUUGAAUUGCAGGCUGAUGUGGAUCGCUUUGUGGAGGAUGGAUCACUAGAUGAAAAUGUUGAGUCUUUUUUGUCCCAGGAUGAUACAGACCCUAGAGAUACUGUUGGCCGUUGUAUGGAUGUAAGCAAAGGCUUCACAUUUACUGAUGUAAAUUCUGUAAGGGCAAGCACAAGUAAAGUUGCCUGUUGCCAUUUCUCAUCUGAUGGGAAAUUACUUGCAAGUGGUGGGCAUGACAAAAAGGCUGUUUUAUGGUACACGGAUUCUCUUAAACAAAAAGCUACUCUUGAAGAACAUUCAUCUUUGAUUACUGAUGUUCGGUUCAGUCCAAGCAUGCCUCGUCUUGCUACUUCUUCAUUUGACAGAACUGUCAGGGUUUGGGAUGUUGACAAUCCUGGUUAUUCUCUACGCACCUUCACGGGACAUUCUUCAACUGUUAUGUCACUAGAUUUUCAUCCAAAUAAGGAUGACCUCAUCUGCUCAUGUGACGGCGAAUGUGAGAUACGAUACUGGAGCAUAAACAAUGGCAGUUGUGCUAGAGUCUGGAAGGGUGGCACCACCCAGAUUAGAUUUCAGCCUCGUCUAGGGAGGUACCUUGCUGCAGCAGCAGAGAAUACUGUGUCUAUAUUU